CUACUAUACCGAUACGACCCCAAUCGACAUCGUCAUAACAAACAAAUUGAAACUCCAUCAACCUCUAACAAAGUGUAUUGACAUCGUCAUCAGACUAUAUCAUCAACAACGUCUGGAGCACAGUAACGAACAACACACGAAAUGUUGUCGCUAAGGAUAUUAACAUCGUUAGUGCUUCUAUUAGCAAUCGGAGUCAUGUUUGUAGUUGGCCAAGAUGAUGCUCCACCACCAGCAGUAGCAGCAGCUGCAGAAGGUGAUGAUGAAAGUAUACCAGCCUCAGUUGAUGACGAUUCAAGUAAUAAUGCUGCUGCACCAAAUGAAAAUGAUUUUGACGAUAUACCACCGUCAGUGACGGCAUCCGUUGAAGAUGAUACAGAGAUUGUUUCCGCACCAGAAGCUGCACCAAUACCUCCAUCAGGACCAAUGGAGGACUGUGAUCCAGAAAUGAUUGGUUUUGAAAUCAUUACCGGCUAUGUAUUCUCAGCACCAGGCAAUCUUUUAGACUCAAUACCGGGUACCUUAAUGUUAACCGAUUGCUUAGAAACAUGCCAGGGUAAUGAUUCAUGCCAUGCUGUCAACUAUGAAACCGGUCUUUGUGUACUCUUCAGUGCGAAUGCAGAUGAUUUACCAGGUGCUUUAACACGAUCACAAUUCCCAGUAUUCACAAUCUACGCACAAAAAAGUUGUUUAGGAGUACGCCCAUGCGAGCGAGCAUGGUGUAUUGAUCGUGUACAGGGACAUCGUUUAAAUGGAUAUGCACAAUCAAAACAUACAGUUACCAGCCGUCAACAUUGUAUGGAAUUAUGUCUUGGUGAAUCUGAAUUUACUUGCAGAUCAGCAAAUUAUUUGAAUGCCACCGGAGAAUGUGAAUUAUCAGAGAUGGAUCGUUUAACUGUAGCCGGAUCAAAUGCAUUCCAAACUGCAAAUGGUUAUGAUUAUUUGGAAAAUAAUUGUGUAGAUGAGCCAACAAAAUUAUGUGAAUUCAAAAAAUUAAAUGGACGUAUUUUAAAAACAGUGGAUAGUGUUUACCAAGAAGUUGGAUCAAUUGAAGAAUGCCGUGAUUUAUGUUUGAAUUCCCCCUACAGAUGUCACUCAUACGAUUAUGGUGAUACUGGUGAUAUGGUUUGCCGUUUAAGUCAUCACUCACGAGCAACUCUUACUGAUAUCCAGGAUCCAUACUUAGAAGUUCCAGAAGCAUCCACAUAUGAAUUAAGUUCCUGUUACAACGUCAGUAUCGAUUGUACAUCCGGGGACAUGGUUGCACGUAUCCAAACUAGUAAACUAUUCAAUGGUAAAAUUUACGCCAAAGGUAGUCCCAACUCAUGUGUACAAGAUGUUAAAGGCAGUCUCAAAUUCGAAUUACAUAUGGCAUACGAUGAUCUUGAAUGUAAUGUACGUAAAAAUGGUUUGGGCCGUUACGUCAACGAUGUCGUAAUUCAACACCACGAUAAAAUCGUUACAAGCUCAGAUUUAGGACUUGCAGUAACAUGUCAAUAUGAUCUCACCAAUAAAACAGUAUCGAACGAAUUCGAUUUGGGUGUACAUGGCGAUAUUGAACCAUCUUUAACCGAAGAAGUUAUUGUAGAUUCACCGAAUGUAGCAAUGAAAAUUACCGAUCGUAGUGGUGGAGAUGUUAUGCCAUCCGCUGAAGUUGGUGAUCCCUUGGCUUUAAAGUUUGAAAUUUUAGAUCCAAACAGUCCAUAUGAAAUCUUUGUACGUGAAUUAGUUGCUAUGGAUGGUGUAGAUUCAAGUGAAAUUGUUUUAAUUGAUUCAGAUGGUUGUCCUACGGAUCAUUUUAUUAUGGGACCACUUUACAAAUCAAUCGAUUCAAACAAGAUUUUACUAUCACAUUUCGAUGCAUUCAAAUUCCCCAGCUCCGAAGUUGUCCAAUUCCGUGCGUUAGUAACACCAUGUAUGCCAUCAUGUGAACCUGUUCAAUGUAAUCAAGAAGAAUCCACCGGAGAAUUCCGUUCAGUAAUUUCAUACGGUAAACGGCGAAGACGUCGUUCAACCAACAAAAGCAAAGCCGAUACACAAGAAGAUUUACUUUUGGUGCAAUCAAUUCAUAUCACAGAUAAAUUUGGUUUUGAUCAUAAGAAGAAACAUAACAAUAUGACGUCAUCCACAAGCGAAACGAUAUUCAUGCAAACAUCAGCUAUCGAUAAUGUUGGAUGUGUAAAUGUAGCUGGAAUGAUUGUAGCAAUUACGCUAUUCUUAGUUGCACAAUUAGCGAUUAUUGUUGUAUGGACAUACAUUUGGCAACGUCGCCGAAAUUUAAAACAACAUUGUAUGAGCCAGGAUUCAAUGUCCGUUAGUGUUAGUUUACCAUCUGGUUUAAGUGUAGGACGUACAGAUAGUUUAUGUAAAUUGUAUGAUAAUACACCGGGAUACCAUCAUUCGCGACGUUUUUAAGCCGCGGAAAAUCGCAAUGCAUUUU
This is a messenger RNA of Chrysoperla carnea, 2437 nucleotides long. RefSeq lists its product as uncharacterized. Bases 142 to 2412 code for a protein of 756 amino acids. Lineage: Eukaryota; Metazoa; Arthropoda; Insecta; Neuroptera; Chrysopidae. The record is from RefSeq and is a predicted model, not a curated record. The transcript has 6 exons.